Elgaria multicarinata webbii is the source of this 2064-nucleotide messenger RNA. RefSeq lists its product as uncharacterized. Bases 1 to 2064 code for a protein of 687 amino acids. The record is from RefSeq and is a predicted model, not a curated record. Gene Ontology annotation, cellular component: plasma membrane. Lineage: Eukaryota; Metazoa; Chordata; Lepidosauria; Squamata; Anguidae. Gene Ontology annotation, molecular function: G protein-coupled receptor activity. The transcript is spliced from 3 exons. Gene Ontology annotation, biological process: G protein-coupled receptor signaling pathway.
AUGGAAUUGCCUUUCUCUAAUGACGGGGAAAUUCUGGACAUAACAUUAUCUCCGCCGGUUUUACAGCAGAUACAGAGGACCACACCGUUGUCUAUAACUCCUAUGACUGAAUUUAAAAGGAACAAUCGGUGCCCGGGGCUACUGGAGGAACGUCUACCUUUAGAAAUGAAUAUUAGUGCUCUGUCGUCUCUAUCACUUCCUAUGGAUGUCAGCAGAAAUUGUAAUUGUGGAGACGAUAUGCUCAGAAGAUAUGGAAAAGCCAGUAUAGGAACAAAGCAAACAAAGAUAACUGAUUUUACUAAGAAGCAAAAAAUUCUCUCCCUUAAGUCGAAGUACAAGCAGGAGGUUUCUAUAGAGAUGCAACCAAACUUCCUUAUUGACCUAUCAGAUACAUUAUUGAGUGAGGAACAGAUUUUGGACAGUAGCCAACUAAAUAGUUCCUUGAAUGUGGAUUUUGGUAAAUUAAGAAAGGAGGAUUUUUUGCCAUCUCCUGCUAUCCCAUUUGAGAUAUCUGAAGGGAUUAAUAUAAGUAAAGGGUUUUGGAAGACUCAGAACGAACACCAACCCAGGGACACAAAUACCAUUAAGAGUUCACAGCCUGAAAUGUAUCCCUUCCCCGAUAUAGCUGUGCCUACAAUGGAUGAGACCAAACUCUCACCCCCUGAUGUUCUAUUGGAAAUUAGGGAUUUAGUGAAGGAAAUAAAAGAAUUAUUGACUGUAACGAUGGGACUACUGAAGGAGAGAGACCAUCUUCAACAAGUGGAACGACAGAUCCAAAGAACGAAAGAAAAUCCCUUAUUUUGCUCAGAUAAAGACGAUUAUUAUAAUUUAUCACCUAAUACAGUUAAAAGAAUCGCUAGUUUAUCACAUGAGGAAUUAUUGCUAUGUCUAGGACAAAACACCUGGGAUCCUUUAAAAUUAAUUUCAACCAAUCAAGAUAAACAAGAUUUGGCCAGUGACCAGUACCCUCCCAUUGAUGAAGUUGAAGCCAAAUCACCUCAAGAGACUGUCAGAGUAGAUAAGGCAAAAUCCAAAACACGACCACUUUCUGUAUGUAGUGACAGUUGCCAUCCUGGUUCUAGCAAGAGAGUGAUGGAGGGGAAGCCAUACUGCUGCUAUGAUUGCACCCUAUGUCCAGAUGGGAAGAUUUCAAAUCAGGCAGAUAUGAAUGACUGUAAGAAAUGCUCAGACCAAGACUAUCCAAGCAAGAAUCGGGAUUUCUGCAUUCCAAGGACUGUAACCUUCUUGUCUUAUGAAGAACCUCUAGGGCUCAGUUUAGCCUUAUUUGCUCUUUUCUUUUCCUUGACUACAGUUCUGGUGCUGGGAAUAUUUAUGAAGCACCACAACACUCCUAUAGUCAAAGCCAACAACUGGAUCCUCACCUACACACUCCUCAUCUCCCUCCUGCUCUGCUUCCUUUGCACAUUCUUAUUCAUUGGCCAACCUCAAAAGAUGACAUGUUUCUUACGACAAAUUGCCUUUGCCUUCAUCUUCUCUGCGGCUGUCUCUUCUGUACUGGCAAAAACCAUCAUGGUAGUUCUGGCUUUUAUGGCCACUAAGCCAGGUUCCAGGAUGAGGAAGUGGUUGGGGAAAGAGCUAGCCAUCUCCAUAGUUCUUUCCUGCUCCUUUAUCCAAGCAUGUAUCUGUAUUGUGUGGCUGGGAACCUCUCCCCCAUUCCCAGAUGCUGACAUGCACUCCAUGGCUGAAGAAAUUGUAUUGGAAUGUAAUGAGGGCUCUGUGACAAUGUUUUACAGUGCCUUGAGCUACAUGGGCUUCCUGGCAAUUAUCAGUUUCACUGUGGCCUUCCUCUCCAGGAAGUUACCUGGCAGUUUCAAUGAGGCCAAGUUCAUCACAUUCAGCAUGUUGGUCUUCUGCAGUGUUUGGUUAUCUUUUGUUCCAUCCUACCUAAGCACCAAAGGUAAACACAUGGUAGCUGUGGAGAUCUUCUCCAUCUUAGCCUCCAGUGCUGGAUUGCUGGGUUGCAUCUUCUUCCCCAAAUGUUACAUUAUUCUGUUAAGGCCAGAGCUGAACAGCAAGGAACAGUUAAUAAGAAGAAAAGACUGA